AGGGCUGGUGUUGGUACGACAUAGUGAGGCGGUGUAUGUUCCUGUGAGGAGAGAAGGAGGCGCUGUUGGGCCGAGCUGUCAGGGCCGGAGCUGAGGGGGCGGGUGUAUUUACAUGAAGGGCCUGGAAGAGGCGUGAGAGCGGAGGGUGACCCUGGAGAGAGAUAGCGAAGGGCUUGGAAGGAGGAGCCGGGGAGGUGUCCAUGCGCAUCGGGUGGGAGUCCCGGACAAUCUCACAGGAGCGGAGGCCAGAGGAGCGGACGCAUUAGGGGAGCGCCUGAUAGAAACAUUAUUUGGGCAUCUCAGUGCCGGAGCAUCGCUGCAGCCUUGGGACUGAUCUGGGCAGAUUAGCAUCCUGCUAUGAAUGGUGAUUCCAGUGCAGAGGUGGUGACCACACCACCCCCAACCAAUCCCCCUCACAAGGAGAAAUACUUUGACAGAGUUGAUGAAAACAGCCCUGAGUAUCUGCGAGAGAGGAACAUGGCUCCAGACCUUCGCCAGGAUUUCAACAUGAUGGAGCAAAAGAAAAGGGUCUCCAUGAUACUGCAAAGUCCUGCAUUUUGUGAUGAACUUGAAACUUUGAUCCAGGACCAAUUUAAGAAAGGCAAAAAUCCUACGGGUUUAUUAGCAUUACAGCAGAUUGCUGAUAUUAUGACCACAGGUGUACCAAAUGUCUACCCUUCAGCUCCUCAAGGUGGAAUGGCAGCUCUAAACCUGAGCCUUGGAAUGGUGACGCCUGUGAAUGACCUUAGGGGUUCGGAUUCUAUUGCUUACGAAAAGGGAGAAAAGCUCCUGCGCUGUAAACUUGCAGCAUUUUAUAGAUUAGCAGAUUUGUUUGGAUGGUCACAGCUAAUCUACAAUCAUAUUACAGUCAGAGUAAAUUCAGAACAGGAACACUUCUUGAUUGUUCCCUUUGGACUACUGUACAGUGAAGUGACUGCAUCAAGUCUGGUGAAGAUCAAUCUGCAAGGAGAGUUGGUAGAUCGUGGCAGCACAAACCUGGGAGUAAAUAAAGCUGGCUUUACGUUGCACUCUGCAAUUUACGCGGCACGGCCUGAUGUAAAAUGUAUUGUACAUAUACAUACACCAGCUGGGGCAGCAGUGUCUGCAAUGAAAUGUGGUCUGUUGCCACUUUCUCCAGAAGCCCUUUUGUUGGGUGAAGUAGCUUAUCAUGACUACCAUGGCAUUUUGGUAGAUGAAGAAGAAAAAGUACUAAUUCAAAAAAACUUGGGACCAAAAAGCAAAGUGCUCAUUCUACGAAAUCAUGGUUUGGUGACAAUGGGUGAAACUGUAGAGGAAGCAUUUUAUUAUAUACACAAUCUGAUGUCUGCUUGUGAAAUUCAGGUACGCACACUAGCCAGUGCAGGAGGCCCAGACAAUUUGGUACUGUUAGACCCUGCAAAAUAUAAAAAAUCUCGUUCACCAGAAGCUCCAAGUGGGGAAGGAAGUGGACUUCAUCCAAAGUGGCUUGUUGGGGAACAGGAAUUUGAGGCACUCAUGCGAAUGCUGGAUAACUUGGGUUACAGAACUGGCUAUCCCUACCGAUGUCCAGCCCUGCGAGAGAAGGCCAAAAAGUACAGUGAUGUUGAAAUCCCUGCUAGUGUUACUGGAUACUCCUUAGGAAAUGAUGGUGGCUCAGGCACUUGUUCACCUCUCAGGCACAGUUUUCAGAAACAGCAGCGUGAGAAGACCAAGUGGCUGAACUCUGGUAGAGCAGAUGAUACAUCAGAAGAUGGGCAGAACGGUGGCAGCCCAAAGUCGAAGACUAAGGUGUGGACGAACAUUACACACGAUCACGUGAAACCCUUGCUGCAGUCUCUCUCGUCCGGUGUCUGCGUGCCAAGCUGUAUUACCAACUGCUUGUGGACUAAAGAGGAUGGAAUGAAAUCUGCCACCUCUGCAGUCCCAAACAUGUUUGUUCCAUUGAACACAGACCCCAAGGAAGUCCAAGAGAUGAGGAACAAGAUAAGGGACCAGAAUUUGCAAGACAUUAAAACUGCUGGACCUCAGUCGCAAGUUUUGUGUGGAGUUGUUGUGGACAGGAGCGUUGUGCAGAGAUUGUCUGUGUAUAAGGAUGCGCCUCUUUCAGACUGUUCGGAAACUAUUGAAGGGCUCGAUCUUACAGAGCAGACCUUUAGUCCUGCUAAAACCCUCUCAGUUAGAAAGGGAGAGCUGGUGACUGCAUCCAAAGCUAUCAUUGAGAAGGAAUAUCAGCCCAAAAUGAUUGUCAGCACCACUGGCCCAAACCCAUUCAACAAAUUCUCAGACCGAGAACUGGAAGAGUAUCGCAAGGAAAUUGAACGGAAACAGAAGGACACUGAAGAUGACUUGUCCCAGACUGCUGUGCAGAAGACGUCCCUACAAGAAGUUUCCAUUCACGGGCCAAAUGGAGAAGCUGUAAAGUCCCAAAGUGAGGCAGAAGGCACUGAGCAGAUACAAACAUCUCUAGCUGAAGUCAAUGGUGAGGAACCUAUAGCUGCGUCAGAACACGAUCACUCUGAGUUACCUAUUACAGGGGUCUUAAAUGCAGAAGUAAAGCCAGAAGAGAUUCUUUCACCCCAUAAGGAAUUCCAUUCAGCCGUCAUCCGUGCCCUUAACUUCAGCUCUGACUUCAUAGCUAGUACCACAGAACAAUUAGAAGAGCCGGCAGAUGAGAAGGAAGCGCCAGCUGAACACAUUCGCACACCCCCAAGCACACCCAUUAAACCAGAAGAAUCGCAGCAGGAGCAAACCUACAAAGAUGACAGUGAUGCUGCAACGUUCAAGCAAACGCUCCCAGACCUCACCCCAGACGAGCCAUCUGAGGAACUGGCCACCCCAAUUUCAGCAAAAGAAGGGGAUGAACAAAGUGUUCCUUGUGACAGAGACAUAACUAAGCUCCCUACAGAAUCCGCCCCUGAAGAGAAGGAAGAGGCGGAGCCCCAGCCCAAAGACACACCCACUGAGGAGCCUGUGCAGGCAGACCCCGCCCCUGCGGAUGCAUCCCUAGUAGAUGCCGGUAGCGAUGAAUCCCCAGGCAAAUCUCCUUCCAAAAAGAAAAAGAAAUUCCGUACCCCUUCCUUCCUGAAAAAGAACAAAAAGAAGAGCGAGUCGUGAGGAUGUGCAGGCGCACUGUCAUGUUUCUGAGGGUCUGCUCGUAGCCGCUACAUUGUACCCCAUUGUAUCUCUCAUUAUAUAAAGGAAUGCAACUGAA
Messenger RNA from Xenopus laevis (African clawed frog), 3190 nucleotides. RefSeq names its product adducin 1 L homeolog (gene add1.L). The transcript is spliced from 18 exons. Gene Ontology annotation, molecular function: actin filament binding. Gene Ontology annotation, biological process: regulation of cellular component size; positive regulation of establishment of endothelial barrier; barbed-end actin filament capping. Lineage: Eukaryota; Metazoa; Chordata; Amphibia; Anura; Pipidae. Bases 358 to 3093 code for a protein of 911 amino acids. The record is from RefSeq and is a predicted model, not a curated record. Gene Ontology annotation, cellular component: cell junction; focal adhesion; postsynaptic density.